CGCCUGCUCAGCUGUGCGACACGCGACCCGCACACUCGAGUACACCCCGACCCGGACCCGCCAUGCCGCCAGCCCACCACGCUUCGUCGUCCCGGCCCCUCUUCUUGCUCACCUUGAUCCUCGUCGCCGCACUGUGGUACCUCUCCGGCUCCAACCCUGCAGCCAAAGCCCAAGCCCAUCCACCAGAGCACAAGCGCCACCAACCCGCACUCGUCAACCAGGCCAACACCCCUCCUCCUCCUCGAGAACCGCAACCCUCGACUCGGCGCGCGUUCCACCAGCGCAUCGUCGCACUCGGCGACGUCCAUGGCGACCUCCCCGCCGCCAUGAGCAUCCUCCGCCGCGCCGGCCUCGUCGACCUCAAGGGCCACUGGACCGGCCAAGACGCCAUCCUCGUCCAGACUGGCGACAUUGUCGACCGUGGACCCGACACGAUCGCCCUCUACCGCUUCUUCCAGGGCCUGCGUCCUCAGGCGGAAAAGGCCGGCGGCGCCCUCGUAUCGCUCAUGGGCAACCACGAGAUGAUGAACUACCUCGGCGACUGGCGCUACGUCACCAAGGAGGACAUUGCCUCGUUCGGCGGCGAGCGCAACCGUCGCGAGGCGCUCCUCACCGGCUGGAUCGGCCAAGAAUGGCGCACCAACUACUCGAUCACGGCCCGCGUCCCGUACCUCGUCCACCACUUCCCGCACGACCUCGCCGCGCCCGUCCUCCCCUCGACCCCUCGCGGCUCGUCCGACCGCCGCUUCCUCGGCGACCCGACGUUCCCCUCGUCCGUCGCGUCGGGCGACGGCAAGAACCCGUUCCUGCGCGCCGCCGCCUCGUUCGUCCACGGCGGUAUCACGCCCGAGUACCUCUCGUCGCUCCCCUCGUCGCCCUCGUUCACGCCCAUCGCGACCAUGAACCGCAUCGGCCACGACAUCCUCGAGUCGCUCCUGCACCACCCGGGCGGCGUCCCGCUGUCGCUGCCGCGCACGGCCCCCGACGAGCAGCGCGAGUUCUGGAGCGAGAGGGGCCCGAUGUGGAACCGCGACUGGGCGCUCGAGGACGAGAACGAGAUCUGCGACAGGGUCGAGAGGGCGUGCGACAUGUUGAACGUGAGGAGGCUCGUCAUGGGACACACGCCGCAGUUCGAGGGCAUCCUGAGCCGGUGCGACGGCAAAGUCCUCCUCAUCGACACGGGCAUCUCCCGCGCGUACGGCGGCGCCCACUCGUCCCUGUCGCUCACCUACACCCUCACGCCCGCCUCGGCCCUCCCCCUCGCCGACGCCCUCUCGUUCUCGCUCGUCGCGCUCGACGACCCGACGCCCGACGCGACGCUCGCCGGGCCCGACCUCGCGCGCACGUGGGUCGAGACCGAGCUCGUCGAGGCGCUGUACACCAAGGGGAGGGACAGCGAGACGCUCGUCAGGUCCGAGCGGGUCGUCGUCGUGCCGGAAUAGAUUCCUCCUCUCUCUCUCUCUCUUUCCCUCUCGCCGUUGGAUCCUCGUUUGUGUAGAUGUAGCCAUUCCUCCUGCAGUCGGACCCGCACAGCAAUCCGUUCUCUCU
This is a messenger RNA of Rhodotorula graminis WP1, 1548 nucleotides long. RefSeq lists its product as uncharacterized. Lineage: Eukaryota; Fungi; Basidiomycota; Microbotryomycetes; Sporidiobolales; Sporidiobolaceae. The coding region runs from base 63 to 1442 and encodes 459 amino acids. The record is from RefSeq and is a predicted model, not a curated record. Gene Ontology annotation, molecular function: hydrolase activity. The transcript has 6 exons.